AUGCCAGAAGUUGACGCGAUCCGAGUGAAGGGGACAUCUUGGAGCAUUCCCCGAAUCGAUCCUGUUCAUUUCACUGCUGAGAGAUUUGCAGCAGUAAUUGCAGACACUGCCGGACCUCAUCCUUCCGAAGCCGGUGUGCCUCGAGUUGACUUUCUUUGGCUGGAUGUCGCCUGUAUCGACCAAACCCCCAGAUCCCGCGAGAAAGCUCAGGAAAUCGGUCGCCAGGCCAAGAUAUUCCGGGGCGCUACUCAAGUCUUCGUGUGGUUGACUACUCAUGACAUAUCCUGGUAUACCACCUGGGCAUCCGAAAUGGAGCCUCAGUUUGAGCUUAUGUGCGGCCCCAAAUUUCAUACUGAGGUCGACGUUCGUGAUUGGGCAAUGGAAGUAACAAUGAUUGUUGCCGACUUGCUAGCUGACCCUUGGUUCUCCUCGCUUUGGACUCUUCAAGAGACGUUCCUGUCUCCAGCAGCCGUGAUAAUCCCGGGCGACGCAAUGAAGAGCAGUAUUGACCUCUGUCGUCUCAGUUUUAUCAGUGAGACCCUGCAAUCAAUCAAGGAUGCUUUGGGCUAUGAUGACGAGAUACGGGAAGCCGAUGAAGAGUGUGGCUUAGGUGCUAUGAUUGACCUGACUGGGCUUCUUGUGUGCCUCGAUCAGCAUUCUAUGGGCUUGUUGACGGCUGCAGGACAUCGAACCACUCGCCACGAGGAAGACCGUGUGUACGGAAUUAUGCAAGUUUUUGAACUCCAACUUGGUAAUUCGGCCCCUGGUAUCGAUGAAAAUCGUGCUUUCAGCUUGGAAGAGCUUAACGAUCAGUUGGGCGCAGCAUUAUUGGUAAAAGACCCUAUAUUGAGCCAGAUGUAUAUCUAUCAGGGUAAAAUUGAGCCAAGAAAGGGCUGGCGAUUAGCCAGAUGUUCGAUCGUUCCCUCUGAGUCAAAGGUUUUCUAUCAUCGCAAGCGGGCUCAACCCACAGUCGAGAAUCGUGCAACGCUAUCUUGUCAACGGUUAGAGGCUUCCCUCUGGGGCAAAUUCUCAGGACCGAUGGUAUCAUUUCGAGUUUUCGCACAGCGUCUUUUGCACGAUUGGCCGAACGCAUGGUCUUAUGGGGGCGCGACCAUAUUGCUUGACAAGGAAAUUCUCGACGAAUGCCCUGAAGAAUACCGUGCGACCAAUCUCUCCCGGGCUGCAUUUUUGGCGCCUUAUACACCAGAGGUGACAAUUUUGCUUUUGGGAUUACAAAGUGAACUCAAGAGCGAAGGCGAAAAGGGUCGUAGAUCAGCGGUUGGAUUGCUCCUACACCGGUUUUCGGAUCUGGCAUUAAAGACUGCGACGGAACCCGAAAUUUGGAAGCGUGUUGGUCUCUUUAUAUGGAGUGUCGACUCGGAACGGCUAGAAGAGGAAGCAAUGCGCAGCAACGAACCUUUCAAACUACUCGCGAAAUCUAUUGAGAACUCUAAGACUAUAACCAAAUACCUUCCUUAUCUGAAGGGCGAAGGCCCUGAGUGGAAGGAUGCGUCAGGGUUGUAUGGGUAG
Letharia lupina is the source of this 1530-nucleotide messenger RNA. RefSeq lists its product as uncharacterized. The coding region runs from base 1 to 1530 and encodes 509 amino acids. Lineage: Eukaryota; Fungi; Ascomycota; Lecanoromycetes; Lecanorales; Parmeliaceae. The record is from RefSeq and is a predicted model, not a curated record. The transcript has a single exon.